UGUAUGUCAUAAAUUCAUUUUCCAAGGAUUAACAAUAAUGACAUGCAUGUAACCAAAACAGAAUCUCACCCUCCUUUUUACGAUUUGAUCGUGGACAAAAACAAAAUAUUGGUCCACAACCAAAAAUUCUGAAGGCCCCAGCGCAUUUAAUCAGAAAACAUGGUGCCCCAACAACUACAAUAAUUGAGAAAGUUGCUCUGUAAGCAUGCCAAUGCAAAAGCUUACAAAUUUGUCAGAGAAGAACUCCACGUCUACGCGCAAUAAUUAUUAAUGCUCCUUUCUUCAUAACCAAUUAUACUAGCCUAGAUAAGAUUACCUGUUCCUCGCUGCAAAAAAACCUCCCAUAAAAAAAAAACCAUCUUGUUCUCAACACUGAAUCCAAGGCAGCAACAAUGGCCGACCCUGUUAUCGGUGCCACAAUUCAGGUUACAUUGGAAAGGGCACUGUCUCUUGCCUCUGAUAGGAUUGGUUUGCUAGUUGGGUUCAAGAAGGAUGUGGCCAGCAUGACAGAUUCUCUCGGCUUUAUCAAAGAUGUCCUGGCUGAUGCUGAGGAAAAGCAAAACCAAAGCAGAAUAGUGCAACGAUGGUUGAAUAGUCUCGAGGAGGUUGCUUAUGAUGCUGACAAUGUGUUGGAUGAGCUCCACUAUGAAUCCCUUCGUCAACAGGUGGAGUCCCGAAACCGGCACAAGCUGAAGGUAUGCUGCUUCUUCUCCUUCUCUAACAUUAAUCUUGCUUUUCGUUGGAGAAUGGCUUCUAAGGUCAGGGACAUCAAACUGAAGUUGAAUGGCAUCUAUCAAGACGCCCGUGGAUUGGGGCUGGUCAGUAGGGAAGUCUUGACGGCUGCCCUCCCUGCUGCUCCUGCUGUUGGAGACACGAGAGGUCGGCAGACCGACUCUGUUCUUGUUCCAAUGACUGGAAGAGCCGAUGAUGAAUCAAACAUAGUGAAGAUUUUGUUGAGCCUGUCUGAGAAGGUUGUUUCUGUUCUUCCCAUAGUUGGUAUGGGAGGUUUAGGCAAAACAACUUUGGCUAAAUCCAUAUACAACAACAAGCAAAUUGAUGAACACUUUGACAUAAAGAUUUGGGUUUGUGUAUCGAAAAAAGUUCCAAUAGAGGAGCUUUUCAGACUCAUAUUAGUGCAUUUGACGGGAGACAAGGUUGAAGUGGAUGUUAGGGAUGUCAUCGUUGGAAAAAUUGGGAAUCAACUAGGGGGGAAAAAGUAUUUCCUAGUCCUUGAUGAUGUGUGGGAUGAUAAUCAAGCAUUGUGGGAGGACUUUUUCAACACCUUGAAGGGGCUCAAUCCAACUAAUGGAAGCUGGUGUCUGGUCACUACUCGUCCAGGUCCAGUGGCGCAGUGUGUGUCUAGAGUUUUGAGGAUGAUGGAAAAUGAAUCCUAUCGAUUAGGAAAACUACCUGAUGAUCAUUGUUGGUCUAUCGUAAAAGAAAAAGUAGUUGGAGGGGAAGAAGAACCCGAUGUACUAAAAGCAAUUAAAGAGAGAGUAAUCGAAAGAUGUGACGGUCUACCAUUGGCUGCAAGUGUAAUCGGAGGUCUAUUAUCUUUAAAGAGAAAAGAGGAGUGGCACUCAAUUUUGGAGAAUAAGCUUUUGAGGUUGAGUGCAGGUGGAGAUCACGUGAUGCAAAUACUUAAGUUGAGUUUUGAUAAUUUGCCAUCUCCAUACAUUAAGAAAUGUUUUGCAUAUUGUUCUAUAUUUCCUAAGGAUACUGAGAUGAAAGGAGAUAUGCUAAUCGAACUUUGGAUGGCAGAAGGUUUCCUACAAGCAGAUGCCACCAGCCAAAUGAUGAUGGAGGAAAUUGGAAUGAAUCAUCUGAGAAUUUUAUUGCAAAGUUCGUUGUUUGAAGAAACAAGAAAUUAUCAGGGAACAUGUUAUAAGAUGCAUGAUCUGGUCCAUGACGUUGCAGAGUCAAUGUCAAAGUCUACCAAAAUCAUUAAUGAUAGGGAUACACGUGUAGCAGACCAUGGUAAUCAGAUUCGUUACCUUGCAACAGACUCAUUUGGUGGUGGAGAAGACAGAGAAAAACUUUUGGAGAGUCUAUCAACUUCACUUCAUACAUUGUUCAUCGUAAAGGGGGACUUUUCUGGUGAUAUGUUAAUGAAGUUGAAAAACUUGUAUGUUUUGAAUUUGUCUUAUACAACAACUAAAGAGCUUCCAGUCUCAAUUGGCAAACUGAUACAUUUGCGGUACGUUAACCUUGAAUGGUCUUCAAUCAGUAUUUUGCCGGACUCCCUUUGCAAGCUUUAUAAUCUGCAGACAUUGACGCUAAGUGAGUCAGGUGUUAAACAUCUUUCGAAGGGGAUGUGCGAUUUGAUUAGCUUGAGACAUCUCCACUAUUACAGAAGUGAUGAAGAAUUUCAAAUGCCGCUAGAGAUGGGACGAUUGACUUGCCUUCAGACGCUAGAGUUCUUUAAGGUGGGUGGAGAGAAGGGUCGACAAAUUGGAGAGCUUGGAAGCUUGAAGAACCUCAAAGGCAAAUUGGAGAUACGCAAUCUGGAACUAGUAAAGGAUAAGGAAGGAGCUGAGGAAGCAAAACUAUCUGAAAAGGCGAAUCUAUUUAGGCUAAAACUUCGGUGGGCCCGUGAACGAGAAGGCCACGACUACAACCACAAAGAUGUGUUAGACGGCCUUCGACCCCACCCAAAUUUGGAGGAGUUGAUAAUUUGGGAUUUUAUGGGCGAUCAAUUACCUCGAUGGUUAAUGGAUUUGCCAACAACACUCCCCAAGUUAGCGCGUUUGGACUUUAAUCGCUUCCACAGAUGCAGAGAACUCCCUCCCCUGCGAAACUUUACGUCUCUUAAAGAGCUGAAGAUUUGGAGUUGUGAUGGGUUGACGAAUCUGCCAGGUGACAUGCUACACUCGUGUACCUCUCUCCAGAAGCUUCGGGUGUCUGGCUGCUACAAUCUCAUCUCCUUUCCGCUUGAUUUGCAACAAACGCCUUCUCUCUUGAAGCUGGAAUUACGCAGGUGUCCCAAACUGAAAACAAGCAUGACGCCCAAAGGAUUUGGUUUCCUAAACAGCUUAAGGGAGCUUGAAAUUGGUCCCUUCUCAGAUGAUGGUGAUGAUCAUGAAAAUUCUUCAAUUUACAAUGAGUUUGAUUGGUCUGGAUUGAUAUCCUCCUCCUCCUCCUCUUCGUCAUCCGCACUCCGUGAAUUACGAUUACGUGGGUUGCCACACAUGGAGUCCCUGCCACAUCAGAUCCAAUACUUGACCGCUCUGACGUCACUAGCGCUAUGGGACUUUGGAGGUAUAAAAGCUCUGCCAGAUUGGUUCGGAAACUUCGCUGCUCUUGAAGGACUAUAUUUACAUGGUUUCAAAGAGCUUGGACAUCUACCCUCUGAGGAUGCCAUGAGAAGUCUCACCAAACUAAAACGUCUGGAGGUUUAUGGUUCUCCUCUGUUAAAAGAAAGAUGCACUCCUGAGAGCAGCGGCCCCGACUCCCAGUGGUCCAAAGUUUCUCACAUUCAAUACCUACGCAUACCCAACUUUCAUCUUCAGUUCGAAUUCAAUCAUGUAAGAUUGCCUUCAAUAACCUCUUUCUUAAUUUGCUUUACAAUCAAUCUCCCCUUCUCUUCACCUCCCCCUCUGAUUAACCUUCUCGUGAGAAAACCUAAAAAGUCUCCCUUUCGUGGUUAUUUUCACAAUUUUCUCUUCUCCCUUUUUAUCGUCCUAUUUAUUAUCUUUCAAAGCUGCGGCAUUAGCAUUUGGUCCAAAAUAUUGGUGCUCUUCAUUUACUCCUUACAACAUAAUAGUAAUACUCUUGAAACUAUCAAUUAGAAUGACCCAAGCACCUGUUCUGUUUCGUGCUUUGAUGUUUUACUGUAUCUCUGUUCAUAUUCUGUUCUAUGCUUUGUUUUUGUAGGAUUGAUAGAAGAAUAGCUUCACGAACAGAGGUUAGAAUUUUGAAGCUUCUUCAGCACCAACUAUAUGGCUAGACCUCAAUAACUUUUCGCCUGCAUUUCCUACAAAUAGCCUAUCAACGUUUCGAACAACUAGCAGUCUUGUUUUGUUUAUUUUACGUGAUCUGCUUCUGUGGAUUUUAAGUUAUUAAUGCUAAAGUCAUCUCACUCUAUUUAAAAUUGUAAUUUUAAAGGGACUGAACUUUUACCUCUUGAUAAUGAACUUGCAUACUUAUCUAAACUAUUUGACUAGUAUUUGCUCCAUCAGAGUCAUAUAUGAUGGUUUUCUGGCUCACUUCUCCUUGAUUUUGGCUUUUUAGCCAUGAAGACAUUAGUCAAUUGAGGAGUUUUCGCAGCUAUUGGUCAUGACUUUCAUGUUUUGGUUUAAAAAUUCUGGUAAUUUUAGAUAUGCUUCUCUUCUUUCACUGCUCAAUUUUGACUUCUAACCACUUUAAUAUCUAAUCUAUUACGUAUGAAACAAAGGAAAUCUUGUUGUCAUGAAGAUAUUUUUGAGGUAGCCAAGGAAGGUGUGUACUGUUUGAGCAAUGAAGUUGCACAAAACUUGGCGGAGUAUCUUCCAACAUUCAACUCUAAGCGCAAUGUUUUGAAGCAUUCUGGUAGUUAGUCAAAUCUACCUGCUGUGACUUGCUGAUCUUGAUGAGUCCACCUUGAUAGAGGCUUUUAAGCUCUCUCUACUUUUAUGAUUGUUGGUUGCUUCUUUUUUUAUGUGACUGUAGGCUUAAAGCUCAGUCGGGGAACUAAAGUACCGCCUUCACUUUUGAAAAUCCUCUCUUUCCUUCAAAGUAUAUCAACUGAUAAUUGAAGCAACAACAGAAAUAAUUGAAUAUUGUCUCCAGAAAAAUAGUUCAGCUGCUGGUAAAAGUUGGAGACCUAAUAUAAGAGCCAUAAAGACUUCAGGAGUUUCCAAAGCUGUUGGCUGUUAAACUGGUUUUUGGUUCUAAGAGUCCAGUAAGCCACAGAAGAUGUCUGUUCAUGCAAUAAAGCUGCACGGACUUGUUGGAGUAUCUUCUAACACAAUCAAGUCUAAGCUGCAACUUUUGAAGCAUAUCGCCGUAGUUAGUUGAGACUGCCAAGCAUAGUUGUUGGCUGCUGCUACUUGCUGCAAUUAUUUCAUCCGCUGUGAUGAAGGCUAUUAAGCUCAUUCUGCCACCUAUACUUGUUGGUUGCUCCUCUGUUCAUGAUCAGAUGAAAACAUCCAGGAUGGAAUUCCCUUUUGCUCUCUGCCUCGGAUGGCCGAAGCCUGAGAUCUUCCUUGUCGGCUGCUGAUUUUAAACUGUCCAACCGAUUCAGCAAUUUGUAGACAUGUUAAUGAGGUGUUCUUUUACUUCUUUUGGAACUCAAUUUGCCAUAUCUUCCGUGCUGCUUGUAGUUCAAAGUAGCCAGUAUUUUGCAGCAGAAAGAUGUGGAUUAGCUGAACCCUGAUAGCUGCUUGCAUCCUUCUUGAAGUUGUAUCUUAGCUCUAUAACAGGCAACAUAUUUUUUCUCAAGUGUUCUGCAGUUGACUACAGGUUGUG
This is a messenger RNA of Coffea eugenioides, 5445 nucleotides long. Its product is annotated as putative disease resistance protein RGA3. Gene Ontology annotation, biological process: defense response to other organism. Gene Ontology annotation, molecular function: ADP binding. The coding region runs from base 393 to 3788 and encodes 1131 amino acids. The transcript is spliced from 6 exons. NCBI's taxonomy places the organism in Eukaryota, Viridiplantae, Streptophyta, Magnoliopsida, Gentianales, Rubiaceae. The record is from RefSeq and is a predicted model, not a curated record.